GACUCCCUGUCUAGUAGUUCGCGUGUUUUCGAUGAGUCAACUGAAGCGCGAUUUCAACUUGGCGCGUACCUGUGAGUAAACAACUUCGUCGAGCUCAUUUCCCGCGUCUCAUCCUCACUUUUACUCGGUUCCGAAAGAAUCGUUUCCAACGUCAUCGUGCAAAAAACACCCUAGAAUAUGCCCACCGAAAGUGUCAGUCGAGUGAAUCUGUGAAAAACAAGUGAUUUUCCAUCGAUUCUUAUCAAUCCGCGAUUCCGCUUAGUGAUAAGACCAGAGGAACACAUCGCCCGAAUAUAGCGGUUUAUCUUGCGAGGUGUGCGCUGCUAUCCAGAGCUUUCGUGCUGCCUCCGUUGCAUGAUAUGUAAGAAUUUUUACGAGUGAACUGUAUGAGGCUUCGCGCGUGUAAUUUUUCCGGUUUCCGACGUCUUUUCGUCUACAAUACGUUAAAACAUUGAACUUUAGUGAAGUUAAGUUGGAAUUUCCAACCAGUCGUCGUGUGAAAGUGGUUUAAGUUUUUUGUGGAGUUAGUGACAUUGGAGUUGUGAUACAUGUGCUACUCGGAUUUGUUGGUGGCUCCAUUCCUUAAAAAUUGGUCUCCGUUAUGAUGUUCCUACAGUCAUGCACAGGGUAGCACCUCUACUAUUAUGCAGAUUGGUUAUCAUCUCUAACCUACUUCUUGCCCUUGCUCAAAAUGCAGUUGACAACAGGUGUUACCUGGAGAGUGGAGGAUCAGCCGAAAGCUUUUUCGUUAGUGAAGAUCUACCGGUUGGAGCUACGAUCGGCGUGAUCCGGAUCGUGGGAGAGCUCGGCGAGCGAGGGAACAUCGAGCUCCGGCUCCAGGAGUCCGACAGCCCCGUACGGAUCACCCCCAACUCGAAGAACUUGACGCUCACCAGGAAGUUGGACAAAGAGGGAAUCGAAGGACCUUCGUCGGUUUAUGUAAAUAUUAUCUGUGAUAGAAAACGAACUUCGGAUCCCGGUUUUGUGAUUCCUGUAAAUAUUCGAGUCACCGAUGCCAACGAUAAUGCUCCCCAAUUCGUAAAUGCACCGUACGUUUUAAAUAUAUCCGAGGUGACGGUUGUGGGAACUCGUGUCUUGCAAGGUGUCAAAGCUGUAGAUGCAGAUCAACAAGGACCCUUCUCGACAGUGCAAUACUCAGUGCUUUCUGGGCCACACUCGGACUAUUUUGUCUUCAUCAACGGCCUAGAGGGUACCCUAGUCUUAAGGAAAGCCUUGGAUUAUGAGACUCUCUCCAAUUUCACGCUCGUUAUUCGAGCACAGGAUCAAGGAAGUCCACCGCAAUGGUCAGAUACCCUGCUCCAUGUGAAUGUAAUUGAUGCUGAUGACCAAAAUCCCAAAUUCUAUCAUGAUCACUACACGGCAACUCUUCCUGAAGCUACACAACAGGGCACAAGACUGAAAAUUUUCCCUGAUGAAAUAGCAGCAUAUGAUCAAGAUAUUGGUAUCAAUGCACCUGUUUAUUAUACAUUUAAUGCAGAUGGCAUUGAAUACAGAUACUUUGAAGUUGAUCGAGCAAGUGCUCAUAUUUCGACAAAACGAGCAAUUUCUGAGGAUGAAUUGCUUCAGCCAGUGACUAUAGUGAUUAAGGCUACACAAUUUGACAAUGCAGAUAGGUAUGCUCUGGCAACACUGACUGUAGCACGACCAGGUUCUUCAACUCGAGACCUAACUUUCCUGCAAAGCCAUUACUACGCUGGUGUUUUAGAAAAUACUCCUAUCGGUAGUGUUAUUCUCACAGUUGUGACAAAUAAACCUAGGAAUAAGCGAAUUCGAUACUGGCUAAGUGAGUAUGAAAGCAUGUUUCAAGUGACACCGAGUGGAGAUAUUACACUCUUACAAGCACUGGAUUAUGAAACUGAGGAGCUGUAUACAUUUAAUGUGCAUGCUUCUGAUACUUUCUCCAAUGCCACUUGUUUUGUGAACAUCACAGUACUGAAUGUAAAUGACUGGGAUCCCAGGUUUAGGUAUCCUCAAUAUGAGUUUUUCCUCAAUGAUGAUGCACUAAUACCUGGAAGUGUCGUGGGCAAGGUAGAGGCUGCGGAUGGAGACAAAAAUGAUUACAUCACACUUUCUCUGCGAGGUCCAGCAGCCAAGAUGUUUUCAGUGAAUGAAGAAGGAGUUAUAACCCUUUGUGAUGUCACUGCAUUCAACAGUUCUACCGCUCAUCUUGUGGCUGUUGCAACUGAUAGCGGCAUCCCACCAAGACAAGCUUCUGUGCCAGUGAUAGUUCAUAUUCCUGGCGUCAUGGUUGGCGGCUGGGCAACACGUGGACCUGGUUUUGUGACUACAGUUAUUUUCGGAACCACUCUGAGCGUCCUUGCACUAAUAAUUAUUCUAUUAUUGGCCUACAUCCACAAAAAUAAGAAACAGAAAUCUGCCACAAGACUCGAGAACAACAUGAAUAAAUUCGGUGGUUUUGUUGCUAGUCCUGUGUACCCAGAAAAAGUCGUAGGAAUUGGUAAAAUGGAGAAUCCUGUAUUCAACGGCGGAAGAAAUACAUCGCCUUCACAAUUUAGCACAGCAACAGUUAAAAGUAUAAUGUCACCAAAUCGUAUGAAUAAUUCGCAGUUAAGCGCAACAACAUCGCACAGAAUAAAGCAAAAAAUAGCUCCUGCUCCACCUCAAGUGCCUAAAUUAUCAACUCCUAGUCCACCUCAUUCUAGAUUAUGGCCUCAGGGCUCAUUUCCACGCCGAGUGAAAAAGCUGAGUUGGAAUGAUGAAAGUGAUUCAUAUCAGAGAAGGGGUGAUGUCGACUCGGAAGUUAACUCUUCUCCACUGGCUUUGGAAAAUAACAAAGGCUCUGAGCAUAUGAACCUUACUGUCUACUUCUAACAUACUUGCGCUUCAUUUCCAUUUCAUCAAGUCCUGAAAUACUCAUCUCGACUUUCAUCUUGUCAUUGUAAAUAUAAAGUUGAUUUCUGUAAUUUUCUCCAUCUCAUUUGCCUACCAAAUCCUGGUUUGUAUUAAGAUGAUUUGUCCUGGUGUUACUUAGGUUGCGAUCGAAGUGCUAUUUGACGUAACACAGUUUUAAAUAAAAAAGUGGGGAACUUUGAGUUUUAAGGCAAAUAAAAUGAUACUUCUGUAAGAUUUUGUACGAACACUACGAAAAGAACUUACACACUUUGAAAAAUUAUCAUCUGGAUUUGUCUGCUGAGAGGGAUCAAAUUUAAUGUGGCAUUGGAUCCCUGCGUCCAUUGUAAUACUUUUUGGGAAACAAUUUUUUUUCUUUUUGGGGGGGGGGGGGCAUUGAUUUAGAGGACUCAUGUCCAGAGCCUAUAGAUCUUCGUUUUUUGGACGUAGAACGUGUCCAGAUUUUUUACCUAAUUGAAGCAGUACAUCCAACCCCAGUUACUUCUGUCAAAACCACACCCCAGGACAAUUUUCUUCAAGUAUGUGUAAGUAAUGUAUCUUAGUUUAAUAUUUUGCAUUUGAAUCAUAAUGUAGCAAUAGUGUGACCAUAAUAUCUUAGGUGAUCAUUGAGGAAUCUUGGAACCUUAAAUCUUGCAAAUACUGUGACUUUAAAGGAAUUGGAUGCCAACUAGUUUAUCCAACUCCAUCAUUCUAAGUAAAAGGAAUGGAACAUAUUUGAAAGAGAACUGCAUGAAAAGUAAAAGACUAUGUGUGUAAUUAAGCAUAUUAAGUUUCUAUUGUGUGCUUGAACAUAUACUGGUGCUCAAAAGUAGGCUCCGACAACUGUGAUAAGACACAUUUUCUGUUCCUGCAAUCCUUUUCUCUAAAAUACUUCCUUGAGGUGAGGAACUCAGGGAAAAAUGAUAAAGGUUCGUUCAAGUUCAUUAAUGAAAAAACGAAGGCGUAUCACUAAAACACAUAAUGUUUUAUUUUUCAGAGCUGACAUUCUGAUUAAAUCUUUUCUGAGAGGUAUUUGAAAAAAAUAUUUUAUUAUUUUUACCUGAUGAAUAAAACUAUUUAAGUUACUUACUUUGCCUUAAGAGUCGAAAUGAAUUAAUAAAAUGGCUAAGUAAGACAACAAAUUUUUUCCUACACAGCAUUGCUAAUUAUAUCCGACUGAUGGUUAUUACAUGUGACAAUAUUUGAGUGGUUAAAAGUAAUAUAAAUCCCUUGAAGACUGCUGAUGAGAUUGGCAAAUAAACUGACUGUGAGUUUCAUUUGGAGCAUUACAGGAAAACUGCAUUUAUUGAAACCUAUAGUUAAGUAUUUUGAAUAAAUUAUAAUUUGACUUCAUAACUUUUCAUACUUAGGUAAAUAGAAAAGGAGCCUGCACACUCCUUCUUGGAAUUGUACAACGAUCGAUUUCCAAUUUUUUUAUUGCAUUAAACUUGUCUUUUGAUGCUAAUCAAAAAACAUCACAGCGCCAACUUUCUACAAGGCACCAUUUCUGCACAAUUCACUAUUAAUUACGCUAUUAAUUCGGUAAUUAUACUUGAAUAAGUGAGGCCAGUGCAGCGCUUGAACAAGGAGUUUCCUUGUUUCGUUACCUAUCACCCAGCUGGUGAUAGGUAAGGAAAAGAGUGAGAGAGAGAAAGAAUCUGAUUUGAACAGUGAAACGGAAAGGCAUGCUGAAUCCAAGAUAAGACUGCCAGGUUUUUCUUGUUUUCAGCAAAAGCUGAAAGAUAGAUAUUGCCGUGCUGGCUUCACUGAUUCAAGUAAUUAUUGAAUUAAUGGCGGAUUGUGCGGAAAUGGUGCUUUGUAGACAGUUGAGGCAAUGAUGACUUUUGAUCACCAUCAAAAGAUGAGUUUAAUCCAAUUAAAAAAUUGGAAAUCAAUUGUAGUACAAAUCUCUAUAAGGAGUGUGCAGAGUCCUUCAAGCCCACAGUUCAAAAAGUAUUGUGCUCAAAUUUUAGGAACGUUUGAGAGAAGAAAAUAAGUGGUUCAGUUGCAAUUAUAGUGAGUGUAUUUUAAAUCAAAAAUUUUGAAAAUGUAAAUAUAAUUUCCUUUACAUAUAGCUUUGUAUAAUUAUUUGAUAAGUCUUUUACUCAGAUAAAAAAAUCAUGUUCUACUUCUUACUUUUUUCAUCUUUGUAAAUGUGUUGAAAACUUUGUUGCCCUUAUGGGAAAUAAAUGAAUUAAAAGAUAAGAACUUA
This is a messenger RNA of Bemisia tabaci, 5083 nucleotides long. Its product is annotated as protocadherin-15. Lineage: Eukaryota; Metazoa; Arthropoda; Insecta; Hemiptera; Aleyrodidae. Gene Ontology annotation, biological process: homophilic cell-cell adhesion. The record is from RefSeq and is a predicted model, not a curated record. Gene Ontology annotation, molecular function: calcium ion binding. Gene Ontology annotation, cellular component: plasma membrane.